Molecule: messenger RNA, 1010 nt
Organism: Aspergillus heteromorphus CBS 117.55
Lineage: Eukaryota; Fungi; Ascomycota; Eurotiomycetes; Eurotiales; Aspergillaceae
Exons: 3
Coding region: 201-1010 (269 amino acids)
Source: RefSeq, a predicted model, not a curated record
CUCAACCGCCUCGGUCAUUCUCUCUCCUUGGUUACUAUAGACCCCGACGCUUUGGUAGAUCCCAUUCCACGCUCGCUUUUUGGUAUAUACAAUCCAACACCCCGACUGCGCCUCUUUCGCUGUUUACGGUCGCUCUUGAACCUAUUCUAUUCUAUCCACUCUAUCUACAAUCUACAUCCCACGCAGGGAUCCCUUUGGCCAUGAGCGCAAAGCCGUCAUCUGGCCCCGACGCCUGGGAGGAGGACUGGGAGAAACAAGCUGAUACGUUCGCGGACGAACCCGCCCCGCCUCCGCCGGAGAAGAAAGUCUCGUCCAAAGUGUCUAAGGCCCAGCGCCGAGCACAGCAGGCCGAGUUUAACCGCCAACUAUGGGCCGAAGCUGAAUCCCCCCAGACAUUCCAUUUUCUAGAAUCUCGGUCCGACGUCCCGCUUAAGCAAGAAUUCAAACCCACUGUCACCCUUCUCAGUCGCAAUCCGCAUCUGAUCACCCGUCAAUCGUCUUCGGUCGACGGGACCAGCGCCGGCGUGCAGCGAUUGGCGUUGAAUGACGAUGAUGACUCGGAUGAUGACAAGUCAGGGCAGCCCACGCCCGAAGAGCGACAUGCGAUUGCGCUGCGCAAUCGGGAAGAGAAGCAGCGCAAGUACGAGGAGGUUCGAGAGAGGUUGUUUGGGAGUCCCUCUGCCCCGACCUCGGGCGCUUCCUCUCCCCGCAGUGCCACCCCACCGAAACAGCACGAGGGUCGCGGCAAAGGGAGAACUCGGGGAAAUGGUCGGGAGAACACGAGAGAGAAAAGGGAUUCGUCUGCGACGUCAGGGAAGGCCAAGCAGCUCUACGACCCGGGGUCUCCCAAACCGAACCCCAUCCAAGGACAGCGCAAGGAGAAGCAGAGCGGGAUCCGGAGGGAUGACGAUUCCGUAUCCCCACACCAGCCGAUCCGCAGUCCUCGAGGCCCAGAUAGCAGUGGGAGAGGCGGGUUUCGAUCGGGCAGCAGGGGUGCCCGGGGGGGCUAG